Populus euphratica (Euphrates poplar) is the source of this 1196-nucleotide messenger RNA. RefSeq names its product rac-like GTP-binding protein ARAC8. Gene Ontology annotation, molecular function: GTP binding; GTPase activity. The transcript is spliced from 8 exons. The coding region runs from base 270 to 905 and encodes 211 amino acids. The record is from RefSeq and is a predicted model, not a curated record. NCBI's taxonomy places the organism in Eukaryota, Viridiplantae, Streptophyta, Magnoliopsida, Malpighiales, Salicaceae. Gene Ontology annotation, biological process: small GTPase-mediated signal transduction.
GUAAAAACCCUAAAGAAAAGAAAAAGAAAAGGCAAAGAGAAAGGAUUUUAACAGUGAUGGGCAAGUAAAUGAGUGAGAAUCAUGUGAUCCACCUCCACUCUCUCUUAACUUUGAAUCAAAAGAAGCCAUGACAACAAUGCUCAUUAAUUAUUCCACCUACAGCAAACCACCCUCUUCUACUCUUUCGUCCUUCUCUGUCUUUCCUUUUCACUUUCACUACUCUUUACCUCAACUGCUAAUAUUUCUUCUCUCUUUGUUUGUAUACAUCAAUGGCUUCUAGCGCUUCAAGGUUCAUCAAGUGUGUUACUGUGGGAGAUGGGGCUGUGGGCAAGACCUGUAUGCUUAUUUGUUACACAAGUAACAAGUUCCCUACUGAUUAUAUACCAACAGUGUUUGAUAACUUCAGUGCAAAUGUGGUGGUUGAAGGAACCACUGUAAACUUAGGCCUCUGGGACACAGCUGGGCAAGAGGAUUAUAAUAGAUUAAGGCCCUUGAGCUACAGAGGGGCAGAUGUCUUCGUCUUAGCUUUCUCACUAGUUAGUCGAGCGAGCUACGAAAAUGUACUUAAAAAGUGGAUUCCAGAGCUUCAGCAUUAUGCCCCCGGCAUUCCAAUAGUACUGGUUGGUGCAAAAUUGGAUCUUCGUGAGGAUAAGCAUUAUUUGGCUGAUCACCCUGGAUUGGUGCCUGUGACCACUGCACAGGGAGAGGAACUCCGAAAACAAAUUGGUGCAGCAUACUACGUCGAGUGUAGUUCAAAAACUCAACAGAAUGUCAAAGCAGUUUUUGAUGCUGCAAUAAAGGUAGUUAUCAAACCAGCACAGAAACAGAAGGAGAGGAAGAAGAAGCCACACCGAGGAUGCCUGUUAAAUGUCUUUUGCGGGAGGAGGCUUGUGUGUCUGAAAUGAAGUACCCCUCGUCUCCAAAAGGUGACUGCUCUUUGGCGUAACUGCGGUGCUACACUGCUAAGAUACUGGGUCCUGCGAGCUUGGAUUUGAAUGCACUAUAUUUUGAUUGCGGCAUGGCUCCUUGCUAAAUGUCACUCUCUAAUUUUGUCCUAAUUUCAGUGGAAAAGAUAUUUUCAUCCAGUAUCUCCUUGCAUUCUAAUAUAUAUAUAUAUAUAUAUUGUAACUCAUUGUAAAAGGUGGAGUUCAGCUAGGUUUGUUGCAAGUUUUUAUUCUUCAUGGCAUCUUUCCUGA